CUUGACUGUGAAAUAGUAAGUUCCGAAGGGAACUUAGCAGGAAAGCGUGCGCUGGGAACCAGUCCUAAAGGCAAACUACGACAAAAAUGUCUGGGUUUCGAGCAAAAUUUCCCUCCGGUUCGAUAGCCCUUAGCUCUUACAGAGACCAGUUCUACAAGGGAAGCCGGGCGGAGCAGGAGAAAGCCUUGCUGACCUCCUCCACAUUGUAUGUUGGAAACCUCUCAUAUUACACCACGGAGGAACAGAUUCAUGAACUCUUUGGCAAGUGCGGAGACAUUAAACGUAUCGUCAUGGGCCUCGACAAAGUGAAGAAAACACCCUGCGGAUUCUGCUUUAUGGAAUAUUAUACAAGAGAAGAUGCAGAGAAUGCAAUGAGGUAUGUAAAUGGAACACGACUGGAUGACCGCAUCAUUCGGACAGACUGGGACCAUGGUUUUAAGGAGGGACGUCAGUAUGGACGAGGAAAAAGUGGGGGACAGGUGCGAGAUGAAUACAGAACAGAUUAUGAUGAAGGAAGGGGAGGCUAUGGAAAGAUUGUUGCUACUAAAAUUAACCAAUCUCGUGACCCCAUGUGAAUGGAAUACUAAAAUAAACCAAUCUCGUGACCCCAUGUGAAUGGAAUACUAAAAUAAACCAAUCUCGUGACCCCAUGUGAAUGGAAUAUUUGCCAAUGAAUGUUUGGUCUUAUUCGUAUGGAAAAAUAGCCAGUGAAAGAUUGUCAUUUUCUGUGAAGAAGAUCUAAUGUUUAGUGUGAAUGACGAUGUGUGGAUGAUCAGUGCAUUGGAAAUUUUCUGUUUUGCUGUUCAUAUGUGAAACAAUGUACAUUUAUUUUUAGUGACCAUUCGCUGUCUGCAUUCAGGGUUUCUCUGGUAUACCGGGUGUAUCUAAAUAUACUGAUACAAAGACAUGCACCGAGUUAACGGACGACUGAUACAAAUGUUUGUGUAAUUAAAUCGAACACUGUUAAUUGAUAAAGAUUCUUAUGUACAUGU
Messenger RNA from Ostrea edulis (European flat oyster), 992 nucleotides. RefSeq names its product nuclear cap-binding protein subunit 2-like. Gene Ontology annotation, cellular component: nuclear cap binding complex. NCBI's taxonomy places the organism in Eukaryota, Metazoa, Mollusca, Bivalvia, Ostreida, Ostreidae. Gene Ontology annotation, molecular function: RNA cap binding. The transcript is spliced from 4 exons. The coding region runs from base 87 to 575 and encodes 162 amino acids. Gene Ontology annotation, biological process: mRNA cis splicing, via spliceosome. The record is from RefSeq and is a predicted model, not a curated record.